GUUGGUACGGGGAAGUACCUACUACAGCCGAUGAGCGAUGAACAAAAUCACACUCCCCUGAUACAUCGUUCCCAUCGACCAUCAAUCUAUUUACCUUCUUCCUAGGAUUAAACCCAUUGCCGAUCUCGAAAGUUCAGAGGACAAAGGAUAAGAAACAUGGCUGCUACCUCAUCUGUCUCGGCAGCAUUUAAGCCCGAAGUGAAAUCCAUCAACAAACCCCUUCCGACUCCAUUAUCACUAUCCACCGCGCAAAUUCCGUUCCGCAAGCCAUCCUGGCAUCCUUUUUGCAAUCACAAGCUCCGAUUCCGGGCGAACUCGAUGGAGCGCCAGGUACAAUCAGGGCAGCCUGCAGGUCCUCGGACGUCAAAGGGCAGCGGCGCAUUGCAGAAGGACCCGCGGAAGCUGUGGAAUAGGUACUUGGAUUGGGUGUACCGGAACAAGGAGCUGGGGUUGUACCUGGACAUCAGUCGGGUCGGGUUCAGCGACGAGUUCAUGUCGCAAAUGGAGCCCCGGAUUCAGAAGGCCUUCAAAGACAUGGAGGAGCUCGAGAAAGGCGCGAUUGCGAAUCCCGACGAAGGGCGUAUGGUCGGACAUUAUUGGCUCCGGAGCCCGCACCUCGCUCCCAACUCUUCCCUCCGGUUGCAGGUUGAGAACACCCUCGAGGCUGUUUGUAAGUUCGCAGACGACGUCGUCACUGGUAAGAUCAAGGCUCCUUCAGGUGGCCGAUUUACUCAAAUUCUUUGUGUUGGAAUUGGUGGUUCUGCACUUGGGCCCCAGUUUGUGUCUGAGGCAUUGGCUCCCAAUAACCCUCCCCUGAAGAUUAGGUUCAUUGACAACACUGAUCCAGCUGGCAUUGAUCAUCAAAUAGCACAACUUGGGCCAGAGCUGGCAUCAACACUUGUUAUUGUGACCUCUAAGAGUGGAGGCACCCCUGAAACCCGAAAUGGUCUACUGGAAGUACAGAAGGCCUUUUGUGAAGCAGGGCUCGAAUUCGCAAAACAGGGAGUUGCCAUUACACAAGACAAUUCGUUGCUUGACAAGACUGCCAUAAGCGAAGGAUGGAUUGCCAGAUUUCCUAUGUUUGAUUGGGUUGGUGGUAGAACUUCUGAAAUGUCUGCUGUUGGUUUGCUUCCAGCAGCUCUUCAGGGAAUUGAUAUAAGAGAGAUGCUUGCUGGUGCUGCAUUGAUGGAUGAAGCAAAUAGGACUACUAUUGUCUGUGAUAACCCUGCAGCGCUUCUUGCCCUAUGUUGGUACUGGGCGACUGAUGGAAUUGGAUCUAAGGAUAUGGUUAUUCUUCCAUACAAGGAUAGCAUGUUAUUGUUCAGUAGAUACUUACAACAGCUGGUCAUGGAGUCACUUGGAAAAGAAUUUGAUCUGGAUGGUAAUAGGGUGAAUCAAGGAAUCACAGUAUAUGGAAACAAAGGGAGCACAGAUCAGCAUGCUUACAUCCAGCAGCUGAGAGAGGGGGUGCACAAUUUCUUUGUCACUUUUAUUGAAGUACUACGUGACCGGCCCGCCGGUCAUGAUUGGGAGCUUGAACCUGGUGUCACCUGUGGUGACUACCUUUUUGGAAUGUUACAGGGAACAAGGUCAGCCCUUUAUGCCAAUAAUAGAGAGUCUAUUACUAUAACAGUACAAGAGGUGACACCUAGAUCGGUUGGUGCCCUAAUAGCACUCUACGAACGAGCUGUCGGUAUUUAUGCUUCACUGGUCAACAUUAAUGCUUAUCAUCAGCCCGGUGUAGAAGCUGGGAAGAAAGCUGCAGGAGAAGUUUUAGCGCUUCAAAAGCGUGUUCUUGCAGUACUUAAUGAAGCCAGCUGCAAAGAGCCUAUUGAACCACUAACACUUGAAGAAUUAGCUGAUCGAUGUCACGCCCAUGAAGAUAUUGAAAUGAUCUAUAAGAUUAUACAACACAUGGCAGCAAAUGACAGAGCACUGAUUGCCGAAGGCAGCUGCGGUUCACCUCGUAGCAUUAAAGUGUUUCUGGGCGAAUGUAACGUUGACGACUUGUAUGCCUAGUUAGUAUUUAUUACAACAUAAAAACAUUUAGCCUUGUAUGCUAGCCACUAAGGUUUUGUCAAAGAAAUAAAUACUCUCUUCGUCCCGAAAUAAACUUCCUGUUAUCUAUGCAAGCCACAUUCUUCUCCUUCUGGGUUAUGGCUCUUAUUUUCUUUCAUUAUUAUCCAAAUAUCAACCAUAUAUCUUUCUUUUGAACCACUUUCUUAAGAAGCU
Cuscuta epithymum is the source of this 2232-nucleotide messenger RNA. The record is from the annotation of a GenBank genome assembly. NCBI's taxonomy places the organism in Eukaryota, Viridiplantae, Streptophyta, Magnoliopsida, Solanales, Convolvulaceae.